AUGGUGAACCGCCCCUAUGCGUCGGCCUUCGAGAAAUUCGCCGCCGGCAAUCCGGAUAUUUUGUGCCUGUCCGCCGACCUGACAUCGUCCUGCGAGAUCGACGGUUUCCGCGACCGGCACCCCGACCAGUUCGUCUCUCUCGGGAUGGCAGAGCAGAACAUGAUGAGUUUUGCCGGCGGUCUCGGGCUGGCCGGCUUCCGGCCUUUCAUCCACACAUUCGGCGUCUUCAUGUAUCGCCGGCCCUACGACCAGCUGAUGGCCUCGAUCGCCUAUCCAAGGCGCAAAGUCCGGCUGAUGGGGUUCCUGCCGGGCGUCACCACGCCGGGCGGCAUGACCCACCAGUCGAUCGAGGACAUUUCGGUGAUGCGCUCGAUCCCGAACAUGACGAUCCUGGAGACGGGCGAUGCCACCGAGGUCGAAAGCAUCUGCGAGGCUGCGGACUCCAUUGACGGCCCGGUCUGGUGCCGCGUUCUGCGCGGGUCGGUGCCGCGCCUGUUCGACACUCCCAUCCGCGUCGGCGAGAUGCGCGAACUGGCGGAUGGCGAUGACAUUCUGGUCGUCACGUCCGGCAUCUGCACCGAAGAGGCGCUGCGUGCCCGCUCGGCGCUUAAAAAGGCCGGCCUGUCGAUCCGCCACCUUCAUCUGCACACGAUCAAGCCGUUCGACCAUGGAGCGUUGCUCGACCAUAUCGGCUCGGUGCGGCACGGCGUGAUCACGCUGGAAAACCAUGUCACCGAGGGCGGCGUCGGCAGCCUUGUCGCCGAAACCAUGGCCGAUGCCGGCGUCGGCAAGCGUCUGGUGCGGCUUGGUCUCAGGGACACCUAUGCCCAUGGCGGAUCGCGCGCUUAUCUGAUGCGCUAUUACGGGCUCGACGCGCUCGCCCUUGUGCGCGGCAUCGAAGACCUUGUGGGCCAGUCGUUCGGCAUCGGCGAGGACGAUCUGGACGCGGCGCGCGUCGAUGCGGUGCAUUCGCUGGUCAAGGCCGAAGCGCUCUGA
Effrenium voratum is the source of this 996-nucleotide messenger RNA. The record is from the annotation of a GenBank genome assembly. NCBI's taxonomy places the organism in Eukaryota, Dinophyceae, Suessiales, Symbiodiniaceae.